CGGCGAGGCGGGAUUUGCAACUCACCUCUAUCAGCUAGAUCAUCAAGUUCAACGCACUCUCUAGUGUUCGCCGGUGGUCCUUCUUUUCUUCACAUUCAUUUCUAUUCAAAGCGCUGAGCGCAUUUUUUCAAUUCAAGCCUCCAUCGCAAUGUAUUAUCAGACCUCUUUCCUCGCGCUAGCCGCAGUCAUUACUACCGUCCAUUCGCACGCAGCUAUUCUCGCAGCUGUUGGAGACUCAGGUACAAGUCAGGGCUUCUUGGUGGAUCCUGCCAUUGCACGUAAUUGCACGACUAUUUCGCCUUGUCAGCAAGAUGCUACCAUCAUUCGAAACUCUGAGAUCACUCAGAAUAUCGUCAAUGCUUGUGGAAGGACUGAGAUCGCUGGCAACAUCGAUAUCGGUGAGCAAACCGAGAACGAGCUGGCAGCCGGUCGCAUGGCCCAGGUGAAGGCUGGUUCGAUGGUUGCAGUGACGAUCCAUCAGGUCAACGCUGAUGGAGCCGGGCCUUUCGAGUGCGAUAUGGACGAGACUAGCAAUGCUGUGACCACUUUCAGGCCAUUGAAAGUGUCCAACAAUGUACCCGGUACCAACGGUCUCUCGCAAGCCAAAGAGAAGGAGUUCACCAUCAAUGUUCAGAUGCCAGACGACUUCAACUGCAUCGGGGCCUCGACCGGUAACAUCUGCACUGUGCGAUGCCGUAACAAUGCCGUUGCCGGGCCGUUCGGAGGCUGCUUCGCGGUCCAACAGACUGACGGAACAGGCCGUACAAACACUAGCGCUGCUGCCGUCGAUACUUCCCAGACACUUGAGGGUAUCUCUGCGCAAAUUCUGCAGAACAAGAAAGAUCUCCCUGCCGCCAUUGCUGCAAACCAGGCUGCUGGCGCGGCGGGCGGCAAUGAAGGAGCAAGCGCCAUCUCCGCACUACUUCCAACCCAGACUGCUGCUCCUGACAACGGAAAGGGCAAGGGCAAGGGGAAUCAGAACGGCAAGGGCAAGGGCAAGGAUAACCAGAACGGCAAGGGCAAGGGCAAGGGCAAUGAUAAUCAGGCUGGUAAAGGCAAGGGCAAGGGCAAUGGUCAAGGCAAAGGCAAAGGCAAGGCCGGCAAGGGCAAGGGAGCCGGCAACGCGGACCAGAACGCCAAUGGUAAUGGAAAAGGAAAAGGAAAGGGCAACGGCUUUGGAGGCUUUGGAGGCUUUGGGGGCGGCAACGUUCAGGGGCGAAGCGAGAGGCAGAGGCGACCCAAGUUUCUCUCUUAAGAGACUCCUCUAAAAGGUCACAUGUAGUAUACACAUGCACCCUUAUCCUCAAAGGGUCAUGUCAUCGACUGAGGAAGGAAUCUUGGAGUCGAGC
Cucurbitaria berberidis CBS 394.84 is the source of this 1349-nucleotide messenger RNA. RefSeq lists its product as uncharacterized. The coding region runs from base 149 to 1255 and encodes 368 amino acids. The record is from RefSeq and is a predicted model, not a curated record. Lineage: Eukaryota; Fungi; Ascomycota; Dothideomycetes; Pleosporales; Cucurbitariaceae. The transcript is spliced from 5 exons.